GAUUCUUACUUAUUCACAAGCUGAACACCAGAUGUACAAAUAGAUAAACAAAAUAAAUUCUGUAUUUUAAUGAUUUAUCUAUUUUUCUAUUACCGCAAGUAAAAUUUAAAUGAAAUUUGAAAUAAUUGAUUGUUUUUAAAAGAGUCACGUUUAUAAUAUCAUUACCACGCGCCGGAUUCUCAGACAUAUGGUCGCCACCUAUUUACUAGGAUUCUAGGUUUGGAGUGUAUGGAUGUUAAAAUGGGGAAAUGACGUUGGGUGAGAAGUUUGAUACCGUUGCAUAAUCGAAAGAUCUCAUCCUGAAUGAGAAAAACCUGUCCAUCUAGUAGCUUUUCACACCUGAUCACUAUGAGAUUAUAUUAGAUCACCAUCCCAGAUCAUUAUUUGAUUUGAGACUUACUACAUUGGAAGUGGAGAGGAAAGAAGGGUACAAUCAUCUCAUGCUACAGUGUGGACAUGUCUAGUCUCAACAGUCUGUUUUCAUUCACAAGCCCUGCUGUGAAGAAGCUUUUGGGGUGGAAACAGGGUGAUGAAGAAGAAAAGUGGGCUGAGAAAGCUGUAGAUUCAUUAGUCAAGAAACUGAAGAAAAAGAAGGGUGCCAUUGAAGAACUAGAAAAAGUUUUAAGUUGUCCUGGGCAGCCCAGUAAAUGUGUGACUAUUCCUCGGUCUCUAGAUGGCAGGCUGCAGGUAUCUCAUAGAAAAGGACUCCCUCAUGUUAUUUACUGCAGAGUUUGGCGUUGGCCAGAUCUUCAGAGCCAUCAUGAACUAAAACCUUUGGAUAUUUGUGAAUUUCCUUUCUCUGCAAAACAGAAAGAAGUGUGCAUUAACCCAUAUCAUUAUAAAAGGAUAGAAAGUCCUGUGCUGCCACCUGUUUUGGUUCCACGUCACAGUGAAUUUCCUCCAGGUCAUCCAGUUGUCAGCAACUUCCAGACAGUUCCUGACACUGCCAUGCCUCAGAAUGUUAGUUACUCAGUUCAAGGGUUUACAUCUCCUCCUCCUUCACUGAGUAACAUAUCUGCCCCAGCAGGAAUUGUUGCUUCUUCUUCAGGAUCAAGCAUUGGUAUUUCAGCACCAAAUAGCCCUUUUGGACUUCCUGGUAGGAAGUUUUAUUGUAUUGUUUUACAUUUCACAACUUGCAAUGCUGUACUGAAGGUACACAAAACAUUAAAAGUUAUAGUAUGGAAACUGAUGGUUACUGUGUGGUUACAAGAACAUCUUGAAAUGAAGAUAUUUAUAUUUUAUAAAAAUAAUAAUUGUAUGGUUUUACACAAACUUAAGGGAAGGUUUUUUAGUAGUAUUUUUUUGAAGCUAGCAUUGAUCUUUAUAAUUUGUAAUUUUUAUAUUUAUAAAAUACAUUGUGUAUUUGUGAAUCACCAUAAUAAUUUUACAUAUAAUAAUUACAAAUUUCUUGGCAUGCUGGCCUCUACCAAAGAUGAUCAAGCUGUUACUUUUCCUGAAGAUGUGUCUCCAGUCACGUAUUCUGAGCCUCAGUAUUGGUGUUCUAUUGCAUAUUAUGAACUAAAUUCUCGUGUUGGAGAAGUUUUUCAUGCUCAACAUCAUAGCGUCAUCAUUGAUGGCUUCACAGAUCCAUCGAAUAACAACAACAGAUUUUGCCUUGGACUUCUAUCAAAUGUAAAUAGGAACUCCACAAUUGAGAAUACAAGAAGACAUAUUGGAAAAGGAGUCCAUAUGUAUUACGUUGGAGGAGAGAUAUAUGCUGAAUGCUUUAGUGACAGUGCCAUCUUUGUCCAAAGUAGAAACUGUAACCAUUCACAUGGUUUUCACCCUACUACAGUUUGUAAAAUACCACCAGGGUGCAGUCUGAAGAUCUUUAAUAACCAGGAGUUUGCCCAGCUUUUGAGUCAGGCAGUGAAUCAUGGCUUUGAAGCAGUGUAUGAGCUGACAAAGAUGUGUACUAUUCGUAUGAGUUUUGUUAAAGGCUGGGGUGCAGAGUACCAUCGUCAGGAUGUAACCUCUACUCCCUGCUGGAUUGAAAUUCAUCUUCAUGGACCUCUGCAAUGGCUAGACAAAGUACUGACUCAGAUGGGGUCACCACAUAACCCCAUUUCAUCAGUAUCAUGACACAAGAUUUGUUACAAGUGGAUUUUUUUUAUAUCAUGAACAUCCUAUUUCAACUUUUGAAAAAAAAUAAUUAUUUACUUAAUUUUGUUUUGUUUUUGAUGAAAGGUAAUUUUUUUUAGAUAUUGAUAAAUUCUGUUAGGAAGAAAUUGGUAUGGAAAGGCUAGUGUACUAAUUUAUGAAGUUCACUAGACAGAGAAUUUUUCAUGGAUUUCUUGUGUUCUUAUAUAAAUAAAUGUUUCAUGUUUGAACAGUAACAAUAAAAGACAAGCCUGCCAGUUCAUCUUUAUUUGUACAUAGCCAAUAAAGAAUGUGUUUAAGUUUGUGCCUCAUAACUCGACUGUGUGCCAUGGGACCUUGCAAGUGGUUUUAUAUUAAUUGACUUUUCUGUCAUUUGUAUAAGCUCCAUCAUUCCUGCAGAAAAGAUCAUUUUGAUGUUGUGUGGUACUAGUGUUUAAUUUGUGUUAAGAUAAAUAUUGUGACAUUUUAGUUAAGUGUUUUAUUCAGCUUUAGCUCUAGUUAAUGUUGACUGAUGUAUUAUGUAUGACAUUAUUUGCUUGUAUUUUCAACAUUUCACUUUAGUGUUUAAUUUGUGUUAAGAUAAAUAUUGUGACAUUUUAGUUAAGUGUUUUAUUCAGCUCUAGUUAAUGUUGACAAGCUGUUUGCUUGUAUUUUCUACAUUUCACUUUAGUGUUUAAUUUGCACAAGUGCAUUUAACAAUGAAAGAAAAUGAGCAGUAUCCCUUAAUUAGUUUUGUCUUGUACAUAAAAUGUAGUUGUUUUUAUAUUUUUAUAGUCAAGUGAGAUUAGGUAUUAGUCUUAUCAGCCUCAGAAACAUUAGUAUUUUUUAAUCUGAUUUUCUAUGGAUUUAUAAGUUCAAUUUAUUUAAGAUAUGUUGCUUCAAAUUUAUUUUUGUUUUUGAGCAAUGUUUUGUUGAUUGCUUUUGCAACAUUAGAAUAAGGUUUAAUAAUAAUUCGGAUAUAUACAUAGCUUAUAAACUUUUCCUUUACAUGUGUAUAAUAUCUGUAUUGUAAAGACAAACAGUGAACAGAUGUAAGUGUAGUAAAAAUGUAUCAAAUGAUGGCUCUCAUUGUCUUGUAUUAAUCUAGACAUUAUACAUGUAGAGCACAUCUGGAAAAUUUCUGUGUUAUAGUAUCUAUAAUUAUUUUUAAGUAACCUUUUAAUCUACUUUCACUUCAGAGUGUUAUAAAGUCAUGAAAUCAUCAUGUGUAACUUUUUCUAAGAGUUUGUGAAUGAAAUAAACUAAUUAAUUAAAACAUUUUGAUAUCAACAUUUAAAAUAUUUGUUGCUUCAAAACAAUGUAUAGAAAAUAAUUAAAUAUCCGAUAUCAAUGUGUAAACAGUCUCUGGAGAUAAAAUAAAUUUUGGUAUAUUGUA
This is a messenger RNA of Limulus polyphemus (Atlantic horseshoe crab), 3475 nucleotides long. Its product is annotated as protein mothers against dpp-like. The transcript is spliced from 10 exons. NCBI's taxonomy places the organism in Eukaryota, Metazoa, Arthropoda, Merostomata, Xiphosura, Limulidae. The record is from RefSeq and is a predicted model, not a curated record. The coding region runs from base 457 to 2082 and encodes 541 amino acids. Gene Ontology annotation, molecular function: DNA-binding transcription factor activity, RNA polymerase II-specific; RNA polymerase II cis-regulatory region sequence-specific DNA binding; I-SMAD binding. Gene Ontology annotation, cellular component: heteromeric SMAD protein complex. Gene Ontology annotation, biological process: transforming growth factor beta receptor signaling pathway; anatomical structure morphogenesis; BMP signaling pathway.